Messenger RNA from Drosophila ananassae, 827 nucleotides. RefSeq lists its product as uncharacterized. Lineage: Eukaryota; Metazoa; Arthropoda; Insecta; Diptera; Drosophilidae. The record is from RefSeq and is a predicted model, not a curated record. Bases 190 to 705 code for a protein of 171 amino acids. The transcript has 3 exons.
CCUAUUUCGAAAUUUUCCAAUACUGGCAAGCGCCAUUAAUCAAAGUUGGCGUCGAAAAUAUGUUUUAGAGCUUAGAACCUCAGGAAAAUGUUUAAUUUCCUCAUUACAAAGGAAGUUUUCGAGCUACACAGUUGUCCCUUAUAAUAAAAUAAUAUAAUAUAUUUUUAAAAAUUUUCUUUACUUAUAAAAAUGGAAUACAAACUAUCAAAAGAAAUAUUGGGAACUAGUCCUACCGAUAUUGCUGCUCGUUUAAGCAUUCGGUACCCCAAUUUGAGUGCCUCAUCGCCGCGUGGUGUCACUUAUCGUCCAAAGGAACCCAAGGCCUUCGUCCGUACUCCAUUGACCGAGAUGGGAAAAAAAUCCGAGAGCGAUCUGAACAACAACCUGGCCACCAGAGUGGACAUGAGUCUGGCUGCAAAUCAGUCACAAGAGCUGAAAUGCGAGGUCCCGGUCGAGACCAUGGGACGCAAACCGUGCAUCUGUAUGCGCCCUUCGAUAGCUUAUGAGUGUGGAAGGUGUCAUCAAUUAUUUCACGGUAGAGUCGCUGAAAUCUGUGACAAGCAUCCUUCGGAAGCGUUUCUAAUGGACUUCCAGCAGUGCCCUUAUUGCGUAGCACCCAUCAGUCUGAUCAAACCGUCGAAUCUCAGCUGGGAACAAAUCUGCAAGUUUGAGGAAGCCCCUCUGCCGGACGACGAUGAUCUUUGAAUUUAAGUUUUUCGUUUUGAGUUUGACACUCAAAUUACUUUAUUUUGACUUGAGCUGCAUGUUAACUUUAUAUUUCUUAUUUAAAUACAUUCCAUAUGGUGUAUAAAUCAAUGUACCUUUAA